Messenger RNA from Seminavis robusta, 1661 nucleotides. The record is from the annotation of a GenBank genome assembly. Lineage: Eukaryota; Bacillariophyta; Bacillariophyceae; Naviculales; Naviculaceae.
CAAGGCCUUGAUGCCUUGAUGCCGACCUCGCCAGCUACCGGUGGUACAGUACCUUCCCCCACUGAAGUAGUGCCGGAGGACUUGGAUCUUGUCAAAAGCUCAAUGGCGAAGUAAAUAAAUGAGGCAUGCCAAUCCUGUCAAAUUUACAAACGAUACCCGCAGACAUUGUAGGCAAGCCAAACGUAUACAGGAAUCCAAUCGCAACUACUCAAUAGCUACCAAUAAUACUGCUAGUAACCAUGCUUCCAUUUGAUGCCCACAACCAUGUCCACAUGGGACCCUCCCCUCCGAUCCAGGCAUUGCUGCCAUCCAGCGCAACUGCAGAGAUCUUGCCUACUUGUUGUUGUUGUUUGAGUGGCAUGGCCAUCAUGUCCACACAUCCACGUGAUUACCAGACUGUCUUGAGUCUAGCCAAAGACCUUCCAAGCCAAGUUGCAUCUUCAUCAUCCAGCACAUCCAUUGUCCCCUGUUUGGGAGUCCAUCCAUGGUUCCUGCAUGAAUUGUCGUUACAAGACUGGCAAGUAGACGACAACGACAACAGCAGUUUGCCCACAUGGAUUCAAGAGUUGGAGGCGUUGCUGGUGGCCAACCCACAUGCCAUGGUGGGAGAAAUUGGUUUGGACGGAUUUCAUUUUGAUCCCACCACCCAGCAACUCACGUCGCCCAUGGAACGCCAAGUCGAAGCAUUUCGGCUGCAACUGGAACUGGCGGCUCGAUUGGAUCGUCCCGUCAGUAUUCACACGGUACAAUGUUUUGGACCCUUGUUUGCCGUAUUGAGUCAAUUCUCCUCUUCCAACAAGAAACGCAAAAAGAAGAAACAAUCGCUCCCACCCAAACUUUACUUUCAUGCGUACGGGGGCAAAGCUGCCACGGUAGAGCAAAUACUGGCACUGUGUGGGAGAGAAAUUGGAAGGGUUUAUUUUGGGUUUGCACCCAUUAUCAACUUUCGAUCCCCCAAGACACUGAAUGUCAUUCAAAAAGUGGGGAUUGAACGACUCGUCUUGGAGACGGACCAUGAAGAUGCGGCUCGUGUACCGACCAGCAUGGAACAGGGAAUUGAAAUUAUUGCCGCCGCAUUGGAGAUGGGCACGCAACAAGUGGUGGAUCAAACCACCGCCAAUGCCAUGGAUUUGUACAAUCUGAAUUGAGUACCCCCCAAAAGAUAAUGAGAAGAAGCAACAAUCAGCAACCAAUCUUGGAUUUAAAGCUUCUUCCGUCAAUUUAUUGUUUGGUUGGCAUGGCUAGACUGCUAGUUGAAAACCAACUGGACUGGACUGGACUCUUCACUUGGAAUUUUAGCAAGUGGCAUAUUUUUUCUGGUUGACAGUGGCAUAUUUUCCCUUGUUGAUGCCAUUUUCUCAACCCACAGCACAAAAUGUAUUUGACCUUCCUACAAAGCACAAUUUUUCUCUUUCGUGCAAAAGCGUUACAGAACCAAAGUCUGCAAUUGAUGCAACCGACCUGCUAAAAGAGGAGCAAAAACUCCAUGUUGCCUUUUUUGCCAUGAUCCUUUUUCACUUGGAUUUGCUCAAAAGAUCCAUGGCUUUCACAAAUUAUGACGACCAGGUGGAAUUUUCUGAUGCAAUUAGACUACUCCAAGAGAAAAUCAUCUGACUGCCAAAAGCAAAUAUUUUUAAUCUAUCGUCCGAUACGAUACAUAU